AUGAGUGAGAUAAAGUGGCCUGUUCCGCAGGAACAGGAAUCUUUGCCCCAAUUAGACAAAGAAUUUGUGGAAUCCACACAAAACUUCAUUUCGGAGCUCAGCAGCUCCAUAGUUGGAUAUCAGACUCCGACAAUGGACUAUUGCCACGACUCUAAUGGUAUAAUUGCAUUGUUGAAUUUGCUUGAAAAUGUGCGCAGUAUGACUAUUCAGUUCGAGCCCAUCCGUGACACAUUACAGCGCUUUGGCAACAAGGCAUUCAAACAUUUAAUUAACCAUCUAGAGCAAAAUGUUGAAGCACUAUUGGCGCCUAUUAUUAAAUUAUCUGAUAAUAUUUCGGAAAGCACGCUAAGAGAAGACUUAAGGAGGUAUUUAAUCAAGUGUUUUGGCAACAAGACGAGACUUGACUAUGGGACCGGUCAUGAACUAUCUUUCGCUUGUCUUGUGAAAACCCUAUAUCAACAUGGCAUUUUGGGUGGGGACGAUCGCAGAGAUGUUGUAUUAUUUGUGUUCCAACGCUAUUUCAAACUAGUGCGGCAUUUAAUUGAACUUUACAACCUCGAACCAGCAGGGAGCAAAGGUGUUUGGGGUCUGGACGACUAUCAAUUUUUACCCUUCAUAUUUGGAGCAGCUCAGCUGCAAAUACAAUCAAGCAUCACCCCCGAGCAGGCAAUUGAGCGCCCUAUCAUUGAGAUGUACAAAGACGCAUACAUUUACAUCGAAGCGUUGGGGUAUAUUACAGCUUGUAAGCGCAGUGUGCCAUUUUAUGAAUGUUCUCCCAUGCUAUACGACAUUUCCGGGAUCAAGUCCUGGAAGAAGAUAUAUGUAGGGCUCCUCAACAUGUACCGAGAUCACGUAUUGUCUCGGAAUAUAGUGAUCAAUGAGAUUAACUCUGGGAAGGAUUAA
Messenger RNA from Babesia microti strain RI, 903 nucleotides. RefSeq names its product peptidylprolyl isomerase. Bases 1 to 903 code for a protein of 300 amino acids. Gene Ontology annotation, cellular component: nucleus; cytoplasm; protein phosphatase type 2A complex. The record is from RefSeq and is a predicted model, not a curated record. Gene Ontology annotation, biological process: mitotic spindle organization. Lineage: Eukaryota; Apicomplexa; Aconoidasida; Piroplasmida; Babesiidae. The transcript has 6 exons. Gene Ontology annotation, molecular function: protein tyrosine phosphatase activator activity; peptidyl-prolyl cis-trans isomerase activity.